AUGUCCUCGCCACAUCAAACCGUGCUCUCGGAACAAGCAAACCCAAAUCCCGUAGAAUUCUUUCAAUCAUGGUUCAAAGAAGCACAGGGAGUGUAUCACGAGAAUGCGAAUGCCAUGAUAUUAGCAACUGCCACUACAGACGGCAUCCCCUCUGCUCGAGUGGUGGUGCUGAGACAUUAUGACGAACAGGGAUUUGUUUUUUAUACGAAUUACGACUCUAGAAAGGGCAGAGAAUUAGAGUCAAAUCCUAGAGCAGCUAUUACAUUUUAUUGGGGUUCACUGGGGAGACAAGUGAGGAUUUGUGGGACUGUGGAAAGAGUAAGCAAGGAAGACUCUGAGGCAUAUUUUAAGUCUAGGCCGUUACAAAGUAAAUUGAGUACAUGGGCUUCGCCACAAAGCCAAGUAAUUCCUUCUCUAAGCAGCCUCCACGAACACGUAGAGUCAUUGAAAUUAACCUAUCCCGACGGCAAUGUUCCUCCGCCUCCAUUCUGGGGAGGGUACAGAGUUAUCCCAAACGAAAUGGAAUUUUGGUCAAGCCAGGAAAACAGAUUACAUGACAGAAUAGUAUACAAGAGAGAUUCUGAGAAGAAUACGUGGGUUAUUGUAAGCUUCUUUGACUUGCUGUUCAAUUCCGGAUCGAUAGACGCCUUCUGGUCAAUUACUGAUGCUACUGCUAGCGAGUUGGCUAAAGCUCCCAAAAUCAAUGAGGAAGGACAAUUAACCAAUAGCUCGCAGAACGUACUCCCAUCACCCGAGAUGAUUAUACACCCGCUUGACGGUGUUCGCGGAUCAGCAGUAUCCGUCGUCGUAACCUUGGAACCCAGUCCUCUUGCAUCUGGUAACGGUAAGGAUACAGUCAAUAUCCGUACCCACCCUAACAAGUCAUUACCCGGCCAUUUCUAUAGGUUUGAACCAUCCAUGCAUGAGUACUCCAAGUCCCCGCAGCAGACCGUCAAGUUGAGAGGACGGUUUCGCAAAUCCCUUCCAAACAGACUUGGAACCAAAUUCUGA
This is a messenger RNA of Paraglomus brasilianum, 1011 nucleotides long. The record is from the annotation of a GenBank genome assembly. NCBI's taxonomy places the organism in Eukaryota, Fungi, Glomeromycota, Glomeromycetes, Paraglomerales, Paraglomeraceae.